Molecule: messenger RNA, 3901 nt
Organism: Diabrotica virgifera virgifera (western corn rootworm)
Lineage: Eukaryota; Metazoa; Arthropoda; Insecta; Coleoptera; Chrysomelidae
Gene: Cpap3-e
Product: protein obstructor-E-like
Exons: 5
Coding region: 38-892 (284 amino acids)
Cellular component (GO): extracellular region
Molecular function (GO): chitin binding
Source: RefSeq, a predicted model, not a curated record
CUCGGACAACUUGGACGACGAAGACGCAUCUUCAUUUAUGUUUUACCGCGAUCGGAGGCAUUUUAAUGUCAGAGGUUUAGCAGACACCAUGAAAUAUCUACAAGUUCUUCUAGUCGGCGCUGUUUUGGCUAUACAGGUGUAUAGUCAAAACUACAGACAAUCUGUAUACCACAACAAUCACCAAUCAACUAGCCAAUAUUCCCAUCAACUUCCACGAGGUGCUGGUUCAUGUCCAGAAAAAAAUGGCAGGUAUCCUACAGAUAUGUGUGACGGUUAUGUAGAAUGCAACGAAGGAGUCCCAGAAGAAAAAGUUUGUCAAGACGGUCUUCUUUUCAACGCUGCAGCGGGUGUGUUCGCCUUCCCUUGCCAAUAUCCUAUCGACGUGGACUGCUCAGGAAGAGAACAAACUCACCCGGCACAACCAACUGACGAAUGUCCACACCAAUUCGGUUACUACCGCAUGGGUGACCAAGCAGACUGCGGCAAGUUCAAGAACUGUGUCGACGGAAGAGCCUACAUCUUCGACUGUCCUGAAGGUUUGGCCUUCAACGGAGAGACAUACAGAUGCGACUGGCCAGAUCAAGUAUCCUCGUGCAAUGCCGAAGCAUACUUGGGCUUCACCUGUCCACAAGACGCCAAAACCCUCGGCUUAGGUUUGGGUCAAGAAGAAUACCGAUACUUCAGAUCCCCCAAUGACUGCCAAAGAUAUUUCAUCUGCGUCGAAGGUAAACCCAGGCUGUAUAACUGCGGUGAAGGACGCGCAUUUAACGAUUUGAUCAACGCCUGUGACGGUGCCGAGAAUGUCACCGGGUGUGCAGUUCCUAGUCACAAUUUCGAUACAAGGGUAGAUGAUAGAAGAGGACAGACGUAUAGCAAUUAUUAUCGGGGAUGAUUUAUAUUUAUGGUAGAUUUGGUACUUUUGUGAUAAUGUAAUAGUAUUUUUUUAAAUCAAUUUUAUACUUUUUAAAAAAUAGUAAAAUUAAGAAAAAAGAAUUUCCUUUAGUAGAUUGUAUACCAUUAAUCACAAAAAAUCAAGAAAAAUCCUUUAUAAAAGGUAUAUUAAUUUUAAAAAGAUCCUUUCGAAUUAUAUCCCAGAACGUUUUCGGGAUAAUAAUACCUUCAUCAGUGUCCUUUACAGAUAUACAUGCUUUGAGCCACCACAAUGUGUGGGUAAAAAUCCUUUAACAUAAUGUAACGACUCAGGCGCAAAAUAGAAAACGAGUGGUCAGUCUUACAAUGUAAUCUAAACAAAAAAAAAACAUUUACUACAAAAAAAAAUUCACAAAGAUCCCAAAAGUAAAGUGUCUAAAUACAAAAUAAUUGAAUUAGUCUUAUCCGCUCUGAGCUUCGCUGGUAUCGCCAACUCAACUAGCGAAUUACUAGUGCAACUUCGGUUGGAAAUUUAAAUUGUUUUAAACUAAGUAUUUUCUUGACGUGUAAUAUUUACAACGCAAAGAAGUAAUUAGAUUGUAGUCGAUUAUUAAUAUCAGGAAGUACAUAAUUAUUGAUAUUAAUAUUAUUGACCAUGAUUAUUUUAUUAAGAUUUUGCUUAUAAUUUUGAGGUUGUAUCGACUGCCAAUAUUAGUUUCCUUAUUUUCUGCUUCCGAUAGUUCCACAAUUAUCGUGUAGAUGGCGCUAGAUUAAUAGAUUAAUUAUACAAUAUAAUAAUAUAAUGUUAAAAAAACAAAGCUUUAGUAUGUAUUUGAGACGUAAGUAAAUUUAAGAUAAAAAUAUAUGCCACAGCUUUGGCCAACAAAACUUUUUCUAUUAAUGUUUUAAAUUAUUCACUUUCACAUUUUAUGUCAAAUUUCCAACCGAAGUUCACUGACUUGCCACUAUUGGCGCUCGCGAACUUUUAAGUAUCCCCUGUACCUACGAGCUCACAGCGGAUAAACACACAUUGCAUUGAAUUUUUUUCUCACUUCGAUUUUUGCAAAAAAAAAUAUUGAACAACGCUCAAUAUCAAACUGAUAAAACACUUCAGAAAAUGCAAUAGCCACAAGGACUAUUUUAAAGAUAGUCACUCGCACAUAUUUAUCUAAAUAGAUAUUUAGUGGUGUGUAGGAACGAAUAUUGGCAAAACUUGUUAAAACUUUAAAAUACGGCACGGAGUACCGCAGUGUGGACACCGGAGGUUUAAUAUGCCUUUUAUAAGGUAUUUCAAUUGAUUUUUUUAAUAUUUUUUUUACUACACUCACCGGCACAAAAUUCCGCCACCAAAAAUUUUUGAUUAAGUUUGACAAUCUAUAACUUUAUUAUUUGUACUCCGAUUUUCAAGAUUCUUGCAUCAGUUUGUAGGUAAUAACGUUUGUUCAACAGUAAAUGGUUUGAAUUCAAUUAGUGCGGUCGUAAAUAUUAUUAAAUUUAUCUGACCUGGCCCAUUGUUAAGACCCACCCGGAGCGAUAAGCCACCGAGGUAGACAGAGUUGGUCUUUUGCAAUUAACACUGACUAGACGGUACUCCCCUAAUCAAGCCUAAAAUAAAUUUUACCUGAAACCGGGCCUUUUAUACUAUUAUCGGUUAAUCCGGGCUGUUUAUAGUGGUAACUAAUUGAACUUAACCAUUUAGGCCGAUGUCAGAUUAUGCGUUUUGACCGGAUGCGUUUCCGCCGCAUCCGGUGAAAACGCAUAGUGUGACAGAUCGCUCCGGUUGCGUUGGAAACGGAUGCGUUUUGAGUCAUCGGUACGCGCUUACAAACUGCACCAGACUAAACGCAUAGUGUGACAGGUCGGUCCGGCUGCGUUGGAAACGGAUGCGUUUUCACCGCAUCCGGUCAAAACGCAUAAUGUGGCAUCGGCUUUACUGUUUAACAUACCAUACAUGUAUUGAUGUCGUUUGCUAUUAUCCCGGCAACAAAAAAUGUUUGCUUAGAUGGCAUUAUACGGGGGUGAAUGGAAGCGUUGUUUUUUCUCCUAACUUUAAAAAAUUCUGUGGAAAAAUUGGAGCGCUGAUUUUGUUUCAUACUCCUUUUGUAUUAUCCUGGAGGUAUCACUAUCACUAAGGUUUUGUUUUUGAAUUAUCCGAAUCUCUUUUCUUGUAAGAGCUGUAAAUAAAAACACUGCUUUGAAGGUUUAUUUAAUUAAAAAUAUCAAACGCACUAAAAUUAACAAAACAAAAUUAACAACAAAACAAUUCAAUAGCGGGUAUGUCCACCUCUUGCAGCAACGACUGCUCGCAAUCUGUUUAGCAUCGAAUAAAGAUGUGUUUUCCUUGUCUGGGGAAUAGUCCGAUAUUCCUUUACCAGGGCCUUAACUGUAUCAAAUUUUCUGAAGGCCUAGGAUGACGGCAAAUAGCUUUUUUUUAUUCAUCCCAUAAAUGCUCAAUAGGCUUGAGAUCUGGGCUGCAUGCGGGCCAUUCUAACCUUAUCAAUCCAACCUCUAUUUUAUGAGUCAAUCAGUGUUUUUAUUUACAAAAAAAGGUACAGCUCUUACAAGAAAAAAAAUAUUCGGAUAAUUUAAAAAACAAAAUGUUGGUGAUGCCUCCGGGAUAAUAUGACAGGACUAUGAAACAAAAUCUUUUUGUUAUCGGAAUAAUAGGUACCAAAUAAUACCAAUACAUGCACCUACAAACUGGUGCAAGAAUGUUGAAUAUCGGAGGAGAAAUACUUAAUAAAGUUAUAAAUUGUCAAAAUUAAUCAAAAAUUUUGGGUGGCGGAAUUUUGUGCCGGUGAGUGUAUAUUUCAUAAAUUUUUGUAUAUAUGUAUGUAUGUUAUCAUAAUCGAAGAAAUAACUUCAAGAAUUAGGUUAUUUAUUGUUAAAGAGAAAAUACACAAAGGGAAAGAGUCAAAAAUUAUAAAUUUAUCCGUACAACGAAUAAAUUACAUAUUGUUGAAUUAACACAGCUAAGUACCGAAAUAGGUUUAAAUAUUGUACAUAAAUUAAAUAAAGCACUAAGUAAGUA